AUGUCUUCCUCGGCUUCGUGCUCGCUCUCCUCUCUCGCCGUCGCUUCUCCUACCCAAACCGACACACCGCACCACUGCCCAGUCAACUCAUUUCCAGACCGCUCUCUCAAGCCGUCACUCCGUAGUCCGCUUCCGCGUCCCGCCUCGCCGUGCUUUCACACCGGCUUGCUUUCAGUCAGACCGGCGUUCACCCAGCGUUACCGUGGCAGACUGAAUCCGUCAGUGCCGUCAGCAUCCUCCCAGCACACGCUGCCAGCGUCCUCCCGGCAUUCUCACUCGACUGAACGAGGACGAAAUCAUGCUCAUGCUGGCAAGCACCGGUCAUCUAUUGAAGAAGGUCGAACGGUGGUAUCUCCAGCUACCGACGCCGCAUCCCUGCAGGGGUCCGUUCAAGACAAAAGACCAGCCACGUCACCAGGAUCUGUUCGAUCCGUUGCUAACGGCUGGGAUGAGCUGGAUAAUCUGGAGGACAUGACGAUUAAGGCCGUCGUGGACGGCGCUCUGCUGCUCUCAGGAGUGUGGCUGCUGCGAGGCGUCUUCGAGGUGAGAUUUCUGUUUUCGAGGCUCUCAGGAUUUCUGCCCUCCCUCCUUCCGCUCCCACGAAGCGCUCAUGCCGCCCUUGUUCCUGUUGUCGUUCGUGACAUCGGCGGGUAUCAGCGAAUGCAUACUUUCCUCCCCCUUUACCACCCCCCCAAACCCCAUGUUUUCUUCUGUCGCUCUGUCCCUCUCUCCCUCAUCGCGCAUUUCUUCUUCAGUUUCCCGCCGUCUCUUCUCGGGCUGUGUCCAAGGCCUCACAUCUUCGUCCGUCCCUUUUCUCUUCUCUCCCCGGCCAUCCCUCACCAGUUCACAUGGCGUCUGGGCUCCAUCGCGCUCCUCUCUCUCCUCCCCGCCCUCGGCGCCAUGACCCUCAUCUCCGCCACCAACGCUCCGCGCCAACCGCACUCCGCGCCCUUCCCCGCGCACCCGCGCGCUCCCCCAUUCGCCUCCGCCCCUCCUCCCCCUCCCCCUUCUCCGCCACCCCAGGGCCGCCGCCAGCCCCCCUUUUCUGGCGUACCGCCCGUCCCUGGUAGAGUCGCUUCCGUCAAAGCAGAUUAUAGCGUGUACAGAGAUAACGCAUCAUGGCACGAGGGAGACCGGUACACUGCAGGGGAGGAAUUCGGUAGGCGGAACGGGCGAUUUGAGCGGUGGGAGGGGGUGAGCGACGACGAGCUGGGAAUUGGAUAUGCGUCGAACGGAUAUGCGUCGGAUGGGGACAGCGAGAGUAGCCUGAGCGGAGUAGCCAAUGGAAUCAGCCAUAACGGAGCAGACGCAGAGAUAAAUUUGAACCCUAGCAUCGAUUCGGCUGCUACCGAGACAGUUGGACGAAUCGUGGGUGAUACCAACCAUCGGCCACGAGCAGCUGCUGACGUCAGUGCGUACAACCAUAGCGAAGCGGCCGCAGCUGCUUAUGGCGCGGAUGCUUUCCAUUCUGUAAACGGUGCAACUGCUGCUGCUGCUGCUGCCGCUGCGGCUGCUGCCGCCGAACAUUCCAAUGUACAUAAUUCUAGGAGUGGUGUGCACAGCAUCCGCAGCAGCAUCGGCAGCAGUAUCGGCAGCAGGGGCAUGCGCGUGUACGAGUGUUGCAACGGCACCUGCCCUGCUUGCAGAACACCCGCCUUUACCAAAGCAGUCCCUGUCGGGGAUAGCGCCGUGAGUGGUGUGCCAAGGGCUAAUAGACCUAUCAGUGGUAGCGCGCGUACUAGCGUCACAAGGUUUGAUAGAGUUGGAAUGCUGAAGGCGGAGGAAGGUGUAGCGGCAGCUUCAGGUGCAGUCGCAGGUGCAAGCUCAGAGAUGAAAGCAUGGAACGAGGCGUUUGUCGCUAGUGCGCCGCCCUUAGGCCCUACUUAUGUGAAUGGUGCCCCUGCUGCUUCCGCUGCUCGUAGCGUGGGCGGGUUUCACGACGUAACCUCUGCUUCCCCUGUGCCAGACGAAUAUUUCUCAUCUGCGCUGCCCGAUUCUGCUGCUCAUGCUGACGCGGCCAGAAGGCUGGAAGCCGUCCGAUUGGACCUCAAACGCCACGUGGCUACUGAAUCUGCUCGUUCUACUGCCGCUGCUACUGCAGCGCCGCCUGCUGUUACCCCCGCAUCUGCUGCUGGCAGUACCGCCGGGGAAGCUAAAUUCUUCGACCCACUUGCAACAGCAACACCUACAGCACCAGCAGAAGCAGCAGCAGCAGCUGCAGCAGCAGCAACCGGAGUGGCAGAUCUCAGUGCAAAUGCAUCAAGAUGGGAGGAGGGCGUGAGCGGAGAGGACGAUCUGGACCUCAACGCGGUCUUCCUUGAGAAUUUCUACGAGUGGCCGCUCAGACGCGUUGCUGUGGCUGUGGCUGGGAGCAGGGAGGAGCGCGCAAACCGGGCGGAUAGGGUGGGGCGGGCGGACAGGGCCGACCGGGUGGGGCCUGUUGUGGGGAGAGCAGCAGGCGCGGGAGGCGAGAGCAGGGCGAUGCCUGUGAGUGCGAGUGAUCGUGUGGAGCCAGGGCAGUGGGAUGCGCGCAGCAGUGCGGUUGGAGGAGAGAGAGUAGGGGUAGCUCAGGAGAGCAAGAAGAGUGUUCCUGGGGGGACUGGUUUGGGGCUGAGUCUAGAUUCGUUUGGGUUAGAUUCGUUAGGGUUGGAUGCGCUGGGGUUUGAUGCGUGGCAGGCGUUCAUGUGGGGGUCUGACAGGAUCUACGGGAGCAGCUAUGGGGACUAUAGCUUCCACCGCAGGCAGGGGGGAACAGGGGGAGCAGGGGGGGCUGGGGGGGCAAGGCGAGAAGGGUUGCUGGGAGAGACACGAGGGCAGCAGCAGGCAGGUCAGGGGGGGUUGUCGGGCAACGGGAGGGGCCAGCAACCGCAGCCGCCGCAGCAGCAGCAGUCGCAGCAGCAGCAGCAGCAGCAGCAGCAGCAGCAGCAGCAGCAGCAGCAGCAGCAGCAGCAGCAGCAGCAGCAGCAGCAGCAGCAGCAGCAGCAGCAGCAGCAGCAGCAGCAGCAGCAGCAGCAGCAGCAGCAGCAGCAGCAGCAGCCGCACUCCGCGCCUUCCCCCUUCCCCAUGCAUUCUGGCUUCCCCCCCGCCUUUCAGCAAGCGGGAACACUGGUGCCGAGCCAAGCGCCGAACCAGCUGCCAAGCCAGCACAUGGCUCGGCCGCAUUUUGCCCCUGUGGUAGGCCAAUCAGGGCAGUCCGCGUCAGCAGGCCAGUCCACGGCGAUUCCGCUUCUAGGCCAAGGAUUUGUCUCUCUUCCUUUUCCUGGCACUGUAGCAGCCAGCACUGUAACGCACAGUGCUGUAGCGAGUACUGUAGCACCGGUCUAUAAUGCCCCCGUGGCGACUGGCGCUCACUAUAGCAAUGCUGUGGCAGCAGUAUCAGCUCCCCAGUACAGUGCAGCAAUGGGCCCAGGCAUGCUGGUGGCUGUGCCCCAUCCCAUGGCCCCCCAGUUCGUUCCACCACCCCAUACCAUGCCCCACGUGCCUCCACCGCUCCUUGCCGCGCCCCACGUGCCUCCGCCGCUCAAUACCACGAGUUACUCUGCUGCGGCACACUCACAACCCCACCACAUGCGCACAGGCCCGCCCCAUCUGCUCUCCAUGCCGCCCAUGCAUGCUGUGCCGCCCGUUUCUGCCGCCCUUGCUGCUCCUGCUACCCUUGCUGCUCCUCACUCUGCGGUUCAAUCCACAGUCACUGCUGCUACUUCUUCUGUUGCUGCUGCCGGUGGUGCUUCAGCAGGAGGAGAAGCAGGUGAUGGCGCUGGUGCUGCUGGCGGUGGCGCUGGUGGUGGUGCUGCUAGCGGGGGUGGCGGUGGCGGUGGUUUCGGAUUUGAACUGGAUCUGAACGCUCCUUUAGACGAGGAUGAAGAAUCUGGUGCUGAAGGGGAAAGCGAAGCCCAAAUUGAGGCUAAAACGCAAGGACGCGGCCCUGCUGACUCAGCGCGAGGCGGUGCUGACUCAGGCCGGGACCACAGCACGAUCACUGAUGCGAGCGGUGUUGCUCUGAGUGGUGCGGGCGAGAGAGGGGUGGGAGGAGGAGGAGGAGGUAAGGUGGAAGGCGAGGGCGGGGCAGAGGGGAAGGGCGUGGGGAAGGAAUCAAGUAGUCCCAGGAGGGAUUUCCUGCAUGAUCUCAAUAUGACUCAGGAGGGGGAGAUGGGGCAGGAGGAAGGAGAGAUGGGGCAGGAAGAGGGGCAGGCGGGGUUUGAAGAGGGGAGCGAGAGAGGGAUGAUGGCUGGGCAGGGAAGGGGAGAUGAUGGGCGAAGGAAGGGGUUUAUGGUAGAUAUGAAUAUGGCUCUGGAUGGGGGGGAGGGUGGGGAGGAAGGGAGUGUGGGGGGAGUGGCAGGGAGUGAGGGGGUGGAGAGUGAGGGUAUGGAGAGUGAGAAGGUGGAGAGUGUGGGGGUACCUGGUGGAAAUGAAGGAGGGGACUGGGAAGUUAGGGCAGGUGAGGAGGGGAGGAAGGAGGUGGGUGAAUCAGGCGAGGUGAUUAGAGUGGAAGGACAGGAGGCGAAAAGGGGUGGAGGAGAGGAGGGAGGGGCGGAGGAGGAAGAGGAGAUGGGGGUGGUGGGGCUGCUGGGCCUGGCAGAGGCAUUGGAAGGAAUGGCUGCUGGUGCCGAUGGUGGUGGUGAUGGUGAUGGUGAUGCUGAUGGUGCUGCUGCCGAUGCUGCUGGUACUGCUGGUGCUGAUGGUGGUGCUGGUGCCGCUUGUGGUGGUGAUGGUGCUGAGAUGGCUGCGAGUCCCGCUGCUGCCGCCGCCGCUGCUGCUGUUGCCGGGGAGACCACAGCUGGUGGCCACUCGUCUGCCUCUCCACCUCCUCCUCCUGCCUCGGGAGCGGAAUCCACUGAUACUGUGGGGGCUAAUGUGGGGGCUAAUGUGGGGGAUAAUGUGGGGGCUAAUGUGGGGGCUAAUGUGGGGGCUAAUGUGGGGGCUAAUGUGGGGGAUAAUGUGGGGGCUAAUGUGGGGUUACAAGGGGGGGUUUUACAGUGGGGAGCAGAGAUGGGCAUGAAGGGAGACAAGCAGGGGGACACGGAAGGGGAAAAGCAGGGGGACACUGAAGGGGAAAAGCAGGGAGGUGCAGAGGGUGACGCAGAGGUAAUCAAAGGGGCGGUGCAUGUUUCAGGGAGAGAGAAGCCGGGGAGCGCAGAGGAGGAAAAGCAGGGAGGAACAGAGGGGAGGGAGGGAGACACAGUUGCUGGCGCGGAGGUUGGGGGAGGGAAGAGGGGGAAGAGAGGCGCGGGAGAGGGGGAAACGGGGGGCAGGGAGGGGAGAGAGGGGAAGGAGAAGGGGAAGAGGAGGAGGAAGGAAGGACGACUGUUAUUCGUGCCAGGGGAAGCUGCUACUGGCGGUAGGGAGACUGGUGGUAGGGAGGCAGGCAGUAGGGAGGCUAGCGGUAGGGAGAUGGGAGUGGGAGGAGAGGGAGGGGCAGAGGCAAGCGGUGGUACAAGUGGUGUGCUGGGAGCAGGAGCGGGAGAGGUGGUGGGGGGUGUGGGUGGUGUGAAUGUGGUGCAAAGGGGUGCAAAGAGAGUGAAGGUGGAGGAGGUGGGGGGUGAAGGGGUUGUGGGAGGGGCGACAGGGAGUGUGGGAGGGGAAACAGGGAGUGUGGAGGAGGGAGAAGCGGUUGGGAGGGGUGCGGUUGGAGCAGUAGCUGAAGGAGGGGCGCAGGGUACUGUAGGUGCCCAUGUUGCAGUAGCGUCUGCUGCUGUCUCUUCAGCUGAUUCUGCCCUUGCUGCUGCUGCUCCUGCUGCUGCUGCUGCUGCUGCUGCUGCUUCUGCUCCUGCCCCUGCACCUGCUGCUGCUCCUGCUACUGCCCCUGCUGCUGCUCCUGCUGCUGCUGCUGCUGGCGCCGUUCGUGCUCCCCCUUCUGCUGCUUCUAUGGGCAAGCAGGAGGGGGCAGUGAAGAGAGAGGCGAGCAGUGGCAGGGGGGAAGGGAGGAGCAGGGAGCAGGCAGAGGAGGCGAGGGAGGAAAAGGGGAAGAUGGAGAGGGAGGAGGAGGAGGAGUUGGUGGUGAGGGAUGGGAAGAGGGAGAGGGAGGAGGAGGAGGAGGAGGAGGAGGAGGAGGAGGAGGAGGAGGAGGAGGAGGAGGAGGAGGAGGAGGAGGAGGAGGAGGAGGAGUUGGUGUCGGCGAUAGUGGGGAGAAGGCUCACCGCCCUGCCUCCUUUCAGCAAGGCCGAAGAGCUCGACCUCCUCGAUCUGGUCUGGUCGGCCCACACACGCAAUGACCUGCCUUCUCUGGACGCGCUUCUCGCCCACCAUUUCUUACCACUCUCCCCACCUCUUCGCACCACUUCCCAUGUCCUUUCGACCACUCCCCACCCCUGCCAGGACUCGACCUGCUCGACCUUGUCUGGACUCGACCUCCUGGAUCUAGUCUGGUCGGCCCACGCUCGCCACGAUCUCCCUUCUCUCGACGCCCUUCUAGCCCAGACCAUCGCCCUCUGCCAUCGCCACAUGGCCUUCCACGCCGCUGCUGUCUCUGCGGGUCCCUCCUCGCUGUCCCUCGCACACGCCUCUCCCGCCGCCACCGCUGCUGCGCUCGCGUCGGCCCGCUACCACUACUGCUCGCUCGCGUUUGUUUCCAAGAAGAUUCCUGAAGCCUUUGGUCUGCGGCGCACCAGGGAGAUGCAGAAGACACAGCCGCAGCAGGAGGGGGAGACCGAGCAGGCGGAGGAGCAGGAGGACCCGGAGGAGGAGGAGGAGGAGGAGGAGGAGGAGGAGGAGGAGGAGGAGGAGGAGGAGGAGGAGGAGGAGGAGGAGGAGGAGGAGGGGGAGGAGGAGGAGGAGGAGGAGGAGGAGGGGGAGGGGGAGGGGGAGGAGGGGGGGAGAGGGCGCCACGAAAGGCCACUCCAGUGUUGCUACAGGCGCUUGCAUGCCGCCUGCUGCUUCGCGCCUUUGCUUCUCGCCCCCGCUGGCCCGUCGCCUUCCCAGAGCUUGUCACGGUGUCGCGCACUCGCGCUGUCGCGCACUCGCGGUGUCGCGCACUCACGCACUCGCGCACUCUCGCACUCAUGCUGUCGCGCACUCGCGCUGUUGUGCACUCGCGCACUCGCGCUGUCGUGCACUCGCGCUGUCGCACACGCGCGCUGUCGCGCACUCGCGCUGUUGCACUCGCGCUGUCACGUUGUCGCGCACUCGCGCUGUCGCGCACUCGCGCUGUCGCGCACUCGAGCACUCGCACACUCCCGCACUCGCGCAGUCGAGCAGUCACGCACUCGCACUGUCGCACACUCUCGCUGUCGCGCACUCUCGCUGUCGCGCACUCGCGCUAUCGCGCACUCGCGCUGUCGCGCACUGUCGCUGUCGCGCACUCGCGCCGUCGUGCACUCGCGCACUCGCACACUCUCGCACUCAUGCUGUCGCGCACUCGCGCUGUCGUGCACUCGCGCUGUCGCACACGCGUGCUGUCGCGCACUCGCGCUGUCGCACUCGCGCUGUCACGUUGUCGCGCACUUGCGCUGUCGCGCACUCGCGCUGUCGUGCACUCAUGUUGUCGCGCACUCGAGCACUCGCGCACUCGCACACUCCCACACUCGCGCAGUCGAGCAGUCACGCACUCGCACUGUCGCACACUCUCGCUGUCGCACACUCUCGCUGUCGCGCACUCUCGCUGUCGCGCACUCUCGCUGUCGCGCACUCGCGCUAUCGCGCACUCGCGCUGUCGCGCACUCUCGCUGUCGCGCACUCGCGCCGUCGUGCACUCGCGCACUCGCACACUCUCGCACUCAUGCUGUCGCGCACUCGCGCUGUCGUGCACUCGCGCACUCGCACUGUCGUGCACUCGCGCUGUCGCACAUGCGCGCUGUCACGCACUCGCGCUGUCACGUUGUCGCGCACUCGCGCUGUCGCGCACAGGCGCUGUCGCGCACUCGCGCACUAGCGCACUCUCGCACUCAUGCUGUCGCGCACUCGCGCUGUCGCGCACUCGCGCCGUCGCGCUCUCGCGCCGUCACGCACUCGCGCUGUCGCGCACUCGCGCCGUCGCGCCGUCGCACACUCACGCUGUCGCGCACUCGCGCUGUCGCGCACUCGCGCUGUCGCGCACUCGCGCUGUCGCGCACUCGCGCUGUCGCGCACUCGCGCUGUCGCGCACUCGCGCUGUCGCGCACUCGCGCUGUCGCGCUCUCGCGCUGUCGCGCUCUCGCGCUGUCGCGCUCUCGCGCUGUCACGCUCGCUGGUGCUCUAUCACGUGAUAGGCUUGUGCAACAGCAUGACACGUCUCUCCCACGUGAUAGGCUUGAGCAAAGCGGCAGCAUGCAGUUCCAAGUGCCGGCAGCACCACUGGGUGGACCUGGACAUCUGCCUAUCUCAGCGAUGCCUGUGGCCCGCGCCACUGGGUCGACCUGGACACCUGCAGGGACUUCCACCAGCAGCGUUGGUGGGGGGAGCGUGAGUGGUGGUGCUGCUGCUGCAAAGAAAGGGGCGUCAGACACUGCCACGUCAUCAGAGAGGCUCGGAAGCGUCGGCUUGAAUCGGUUUGGAGGUUCGGAAACCGAGGCUGAGAUAGAGCGGCUGUUUGUGGGCAGCAUUCAGCGGAUGGUCAGCUCUGGCAGCAGCCGAGAGAAUCCGAGGCACCUCAUCAGGUGUGUGAGUGGCAGCAGGGAGGGGAUUGAGUCGGAUAUCAAGUGGUGGGAGGGAGGCAGUGGGGAGGCAAGGGUGGUUGCUUGUGGGUGUAACUUGCAAGACAAGCAUUCAGCGAAUGGUCAGCUCCGGCAGCAGCCGGGAGAAUCCGAGGCACCUCAUCAGGUGCGUGUGGGGGGGGGUAGCAUGGCAUGGCACCUGAUCAGGUGCGUGGGCGGCAGGCAUGGGAUAGGGUUGGACGUGGGAGGCGGUUGGGAGGCGGUGGGGAGACAGGCAUGGGUGGUUGUAGGGAGAAAGACAAGCAUUCAGCAGAUGGUCAGUUCUGGUAGCAGCCACGAGAACCCAAGGCACCUGAUCAGACUGCUGGUGCUGGGGGCGGGAUACCCCCUGGUGAGAGUGCAGGCGGCCUCUCUGCUCCCCCCCGUGGCUCUUCUCUACCGUGCACGCCCGCUCUGCUUGCCUGCUGCUGGAGCGAGUGAUAGCUCUCACCCGCUACCCCAGCUCUACUCAAUCAACAACACUUCUUAUCCCUUCCCUAUCACCCUCUCCCCCUCUCUCUCUCCGUACGCCAGGUUGCUGGUGCUGGGGGCGGGGUACCCGCUGGUGAGAGUGCAGGCGGCCUCUCUGCUCCCACCCUGGCUCUCCUUCACUGUGCACGCCCGCUCUGCUCCCCUGCUGCUCCAGCCCCACCCAACAACAAGUCUUUCCACUUCCCUUGCCCUCCCCCUUUCCGCCUCUCUGAACCCCAGGCUACUGGUGCUGGGGGCGGGGUACCCGCUGGUGAGAGUGCAGGCAGCCUCUCUGCUCCCCCCCUGGCUCUCCUCUACCGUGCACGCCCGCUCUGCCCAUCUGCUGCCCCAUUCCCUUUCUCCCUCUCACCUCUCUCUCCCCCUCUCCCGUCUCUCUCCACCUCUCACCGCCAGGCUGCUGGCGCUGGGGGCGGGGUACCCCCUGGUGAGAGUGCAGGCGGCGUCUCUGCUCCCACCCUGGCUCUCCUCCACUGUGCACGCCCGCUCUGCUCGCUUGCUGCUGGAGCGAGUAAUAGCUCUCACACGGGGCACUACCCCUGCUGACUGGCGCACGCUUGAGCACCUGCUGAGCAUCAAGGCAAAGGGGUCGCAGCAGGGAGGCAGCACAUUGCUGAUGGAGAUAGCGGCUCAACUCGCCAACACGCGCCCCCUUAUACGCCCCUCACGCGCACCUCAUAUGCCCAUCCCAUCCCCUCACAUGCCGUGGAUGUGCAGGCAAAGGGCGAAAGGGUCGCAGCAGGGAGGCAGCACGUUGCCAAUGGAGAUAGCGGCUCAGGUCGUCAACAUCCUCAUCAUAUGCCCCUCACAUGCCGUGUGUGAGCAGGCGAAAGGGUCGCAGCAGGGAGGCAGCACGUUGCCAAUGGAGAUAGCGGCUCAGGUCGUCAACAUCCUCAUCAUAUGCCCCUCACAUGCCGUGUGUGAGCAGGCGAAAGGGUCGCAGCAGGGAGGCAGCACGUUGCCAAUGGAGAUAUCGGCUCAGGCAAAGGGGUCGCAGCAAGGAGGCAGCACGUUGCCGAUGGAGAUAGUGGCUCAGGUCGUCAACAUUCGCCCUGAAUAUGCUGCCUUUGUCAUCAAGACCCUGCUGCUGUGGGAGAUUCGAAAGGAGUCACCCAACCACAUGCGAGUGCUGGCAGAGAGGGGGGGCUGGCUGGACCCUGCUGCUGUGGGAGGUUCGAAAGGAGUCACCCAACCACAUGCGAGUGCUGGCAGCAGCAGUCAGGGCCAUGGCUGGGGGGGAGGGGGAGGGGACGAAGAUUGUUUCAUGCAGUUCACAUUGCACACCUUCCGCUCCUUCUGUUCCCUUUCUCGUGCCCCUUUCUCAUCCCUCCCAGACUCUUCUGCUGUGGGAGGUGAGGCCAAAACUCCCUUCCUCCUUCCUAUCUCCCCGUUCCCCAUGCUUUCAUCUCAAACUCCCACCCUCUCCCUUCCCCUAAUUCUAUCUCCCUUUCCCACUUUCCUCUCUUCCCCUCUCCCCUGUCUUUCUCCCCCUUCUGCCCCUUCUCCACUCCUCUGCACGCCAUCAGGGGUUCUCAGUGGAUCCAACCCCCACCUCCCAUCCCUGUUGAGACGAGUUCUCAGUGGACCCAACGCUCAACCCGCACCUCCCAUCCCUUGCAACCAACUUGACCAGGCGCUCAUGUGUCUGCUGUGGCAACCACGUUGUUGCUUUGCUUUGCCCCUCCACCUGUGUCGACACCUCUUCCACUCCUUGCCACUCGCACACUCAGCCGUGCCAAAACGCCUUCAAAUAUAUUUCUUUGACUCACCUCACUCCUCUCUGUUCUCCACCCUGCCCCCACCCUUCUCUCCCUGCCCACACCCUUCUCUCCCUGCCCCCACCCUUCUCUCCCUGCCCACACCCUUCUCUCCCUGCCCCCACCCUUCUCUCCCUGCCCCCGCCCUUCUCUCCCUGCCCCCACCCUUCUCUCCCUGCCCCCACCCUUCUCUCCCUGCCCCCACCCUUCUCUCCCUGCCCCCACCCUUCUCUCCCUGCCCCCACCCUUCUCUCCCUGCCCCCACCCUUCUCUCCCUGCCCCCACCCUUCUCUCCCUGCCCCCACCCUUCUCUCCCUGGCCCCACCCUUCUCUCCCUGCCCCCACCCUUCAGGCUCCUGCGCUCUCUCUCUGGCCUCACAACGCCCAUCCACCUGUGUCGCCAGCUCUUCCAUCCCUUGCCACUCGCAGCCUCACCCCUUCCUACCCCUCCCCCUUCCCUGCCUUCUGUCCAUCCCCCACCCUACAGGCUCCUCCGUGCUCUCUCUGGUCUCAUAACGCCCCUCCACCUGUGUCGCCAGCUCUUCCAUCCCUUGCCACUCGCAGCCUCUGCCCUGCCAUACCACCUCACUCCUCUCUCUCUCCCCCUCCAUCUCCCCUGCCUUCUGCCCUCCCCGUCCCACUGGCGACCCCACCCCCUGCUCCAGGCUCCUCCGCUCCUGCGCUCUCUCUCUGGCCUCAUAACGCCCCUCCACCUUCGCCCUCCCCUCCUCCCGCUGAACCCCUUCCUCCUACCCGCUCCUGGUCCCUCACCCCCCACAGACGGAGGCAGUGACCUGGUGUGCCACAGUGGUGGCGGCAGACUGCAGCACCCUACGGAGGCAGUGACCUGGUGUGCCACAGUGGUGGCAGCAGACUGCAGCACCCUCUGCCCCUCGCACCUGCCCUCUGCACCUGCUGCUCAGAAGCAGCAGCAGCAAGGGGUGAAGCAGGAGGAAGGCGAGGCAGUAGGAGCAGGGGCAGGGGCAAGGGAAGGGGUGAUGGGUGCGAGUCACAUGGGUGCGCAGGGCAUGGGUGUGACCAUCUUCGAUCUGCUGCGCUGUGUGCUCUUCUUUGACCCCAUCCCGGAAGCUUUGUGGAAAGCGCCCAAGAGGGAGGAGGGCAGUGCAGGGACAAGGGAUGGUGGCGAGGAAGGGGGUACGAGUGGGGGGGAUGUGGAGGACACGGAGGAGGAGGAAGAGGGAGAGAGAGUGGUGGAAACGUGGGGACUGCCAGUGCUGGAGGAGACUCUAGCUCGGGUCAUCCUGCUGGGAAUAUCCGGUUCUCCAAGUGCUGCCAGUGCUGGAGGAGACUCUAGCUCGAGUCAUCCUGUUGGGGAUAUCCGUGAUUCCCUUGUGCUGCCUGUCCGCGGUCAGGACGCAGCCAUGCAAAUGCUGCUGCACCUGCUGGUGCGAGCUGCUACAGUGCCCUCCCUCUGGGCGGGAAGGCUUGUCGUUUCUGGCCCUCAGCAUGCCACGUGGCAGAAGCAAGCCGAGCAGGACACCCAGGCCUCAGCCCUCCUGCGCCGUCUGCUCUCUGCCUCCCCGUGGCCCCCUAUGAAGCAAGAAGGUCACGAGACUGCUGGGCUAGAACAUGGAGCAGCUUCUGCUGGGCUAGAACAUGGAGCAGCUUCUGCUGGGGAAGGAGAGAGAGGGCGCAGCAGGGCGGGAGCAGCAACAGGGAAAGGAGGGGUUGGGGGAAGCAGGGCGGGGGCAGACUUAGCAGCAGGGGGGGUGGCGGAUGUGCCUGCAUGGCUGGAGGCGGAGAUGGGGGAGGAGCUGCUGCUACAGGAGGGGGAGGGGGAGGGGGAGGGCUUGGGGGAGCGGGGAGGCGGGAGGGGAGAGAGGCAGGGGAAAAAAGGCUCAGGGGUGGGGGCUGGGACGGGGGCGGGGGCGGGGGCAGGGGCGGGGGCGGGGGCGGGGGGUAGUGUGGGGUUGGGGGAGGGGCAAGCGAGGAUGGGGCGGUAUGUACCGGAGGAGGUGUGGGGCGUGGUGUGGGACUGGGACAGGCAGUUCGGGCUGGGCUGGCUGCUGAGACAAGCCUUUGGCGCGUCUGCUCUGGAAGGGCUCAUAUGCGCACAGGUGAGCGAGGGGACGUUUUCUUUUGAGAAAUUAAAGAGCCGGUUCGCUCUCUUUCCCUCCACCCUGCCACCCCUACCAGGGUGGAGUAGCAGCCUCAUGGGUGGAGUGGCGGCCUCCUGGUCAUGGCUGCACGGCUUUCUCUCGAGCAACCCGGCAGUGGUCUCUCAUUUGGCCCCCACCACUCAGUGCGCCAUACUCUACCAGCAGUGGCGCUGGGAGGAUGCGUCCCUUCCCUCCUCCUCCCCUCCGCCUCUCCACCCCUCCCACACUCGAAGCACGGUCCAGCUGCUGCAAGCCGCUGUUGCGAGGGAGAUGAGGGAAAGAGGAAAGGCCGAUAGGGCAAUAGUCGCAGGGGGGAGAGAGAGAGCCGAGGCAGAGGAGGGAGCAGGAGGAAGAGCCGGGGGGGGUGAAUCAACCGAGGGAGGUGUAGUGGUGGGUAUCGUGGGGUUGCUUGCAGGCAAGCUGGCCUCUCGGCUGCCCAUGGCAUGGGAUGCUGCGCGCCUGCUGCUUCCUGCAGUGUGCCGUGCUGUGAUGCGAGAAACACACACCCCCACGAUUGUUGCCUACAUAUCUUACCUGCACUUCUGGUACCGCCAGCAGCAGAGCAACCAAGCUUGCAGGCAGCAACAGGGAGAGGCGACGAGUGUUGGCAGUGGGGAGGUGGAGGAGAAACGUGGGGAUAGGAAGGUGGGGGUGAGUGAAAAGAUGGGGGAGGAGGAGGGGAGCGAGAAGGGAGAAGAGGAGGAGAAAGGGAAGGGAGGAGAGGAGGGAAAGGAGGAGGGAGAGGAGGGAAAAGAGGAAGCAAAGAGAAAAGAGAAGGGAGAGGGGGGAAACGAGAAGGGAGAAAGUGAGGGAGAGGAGAAGGGAGGGGGUGCGAAAGGAGGGGAGGAGAGAGGGGAUGGUGGAAGAGAGGAGAAAGGAGGGGAGGAGGUGGAAGAAGAGGAGAAAGGAGGGGAGGAGGUGGAAGAAGAGGAGAAAGGAGGGGAGGAGGUGGAAGAAGAGGAGAAAGGAGGGGAGGAGGUGGAAGAAGAGGAGAAAGGAGGGGAGGAGGUGGAAGAAGAGGAGAAAGGAGGGGAGGAGGUGGAAGAAGAGGAGAAAGGAGGGGAGGAGGUGGAAGAAGAGGAGAAAGGAGGGGAGGAGGUGGAAGAAGAGGAGAAAGGAGGGGAGGAGGUGGAAGAAGAGGAGAAAGGAGGGGAGGAGGUGGAAGAAGAGGAGAAAGGAGGGGAGGAGGUGGAAGAAGAGGAGAAAGGAGGGGAGGAGGUGGAAGAAGAGGAGAAAGGAGGGGAGGAGGUGGAAGAAGAGGAGAAAGGAGGGGAGGAGGUGGAAGAAGAGGAGAAAGGAGGGGAGGAGGUGGAAGAAGAGGAGAAAGGAGGGGAGGAGGUGGAAGAAGAGGAGAAAGGAGGGGAGGAGGUGGAAGAAGAGGAGAAAGGAGGGGAGGAGGUGGAAGAAGAGGAGAAAGGAGGGGAGGAGGUGGAAGAAGAGGAGAAAGGAGGGGAGGAGGUGGAAGAAGAGGAGAAAGGAGGGGAGGAGGUGGAAGAAGAGCAUGAGUGUGAGAAGGAGAGUGAGAAGGAGAGUGCGAAGGAUGGUAAGGAGGGUGAGAAGGAAAGUGAGAAAGAGGGUGAGAAGGAAAGUGAGAAAGAGGGUGACAAGGAGGGUGACAAGGAGGGUGAGGAGGGUAAGGAGGGUGCGAAGGAGGGCGAGGAGGAAGGUGAGAAGAAAGGUGAGGAGGAGGGUGAGGAGCGCAAGAGGGAGGGUGAGAGGGAAGGUGAGAAGGAAGGCGAGGAUGAGGGUGAGACUGAAGGUGAGAAGGAAGGCGGAGGGAAGGGUGAGAGAGAAGGUGAGAAGGAAGGUGAGAGGGAACCAACCGUUCAUACUCCCCUGGUCUCCACUCCUCCCCCAACCUCUUCACCCCAUGCCCGUGGAUCCUCCGCCCUCCCCUUUGCCCCGCUCAAUCUCCCCCUCCUCUUGGCCUGUCUCAUCCGCACUCGCCCCCUCCUGGCCCGCCAACUGCUCUCCCCCCUUCCCCCGCUCCUCCCCCUUCCGCCCACCCAACCCCUCCCGCCCCUCCUCCCCAUUUCGGGAGAUGGGGGAAGGGCAAGGGAGAAGGAUGGAGAAAAGGGAACGGAAGAACUGGAGGAAGGGCAUGUAGGGGGUGUGAUGGUGGCGAGAGAUGGGGGAAGGAGAGAGGAGCACGAUGAGGAGAUGACAGAUGUAGGGGGUGUUGGGAGUGGGGGAGAUGGUGAGGGAAUGGGAGAGAGGAGUAUGGAAGGGAGGGGAGGCGCGGAGGGGAAGAGGAGGGCGGGGGAGGAGUUGGGAGGUCAGGGGAAGAAGGUGCGGAGUGAGGGGGAAGGGGAGGGGGGGGCGGAGGAGGGGGAGCGGGGAAAAGAAAGGGAAGAUGUGGGGAAAGAGGAGGAAGCGGAAGAGGCUUUAGAACGCCCUCCCUGGUCGCCUGUGGGGAGCGAAGGGGGGGAUGGAGGGUAUGGGGGGAAUGGGGGAGACGAAGGGGAAGAGAUGGAGGAAGGAGAGAGGGAAGGUGGGCAGGAGACGGGGGAGAAGAGGGAUGGGGAGGGUGGGGUAGGAGAUGGAGCACAGGCAAUGGAAGUGGAAGGAGGAGCAGAGGGGGGAGGUGGUGAUGGUGGGGGUGGUGGUGAUGGUGGGGGUGGUGGUGAUGGUGUUGGCAGUGAGGAUAAUGUGGAAUUUACUGCUGCUGUUUCUGCUGGUGCUGCCUGUAAUGUUGCUGCUGCGGGGGAGGGGAUGCAGGUGGGUCGGAGGAGAGAGGGUGGAGAGGAGGAGAAGAUGGAGGAGAGGGCAGGCGCGAUGGAUGGCGAGAGACAGGGAGGAGGGGAGGGAGAAGAGGGUGUGGGGUCAUGGCAUAUGGUGUGUGUGCUCUGUAAUGUGUUGCGAGAGGCUCUGGAGGGAGGGACGGCAGGGGGGAUGAGGGAGGAGAUGAGGGAUGGGAUUCGGAAGGAUAUGGGAAAGGGGAUGCAAGAGGGGGUAUGGGGGCAGAUAAGGGAGGGAAGGAGGGCUGACGGUGAAGAGUGGGUUCUCUUCGCCCCUGCUGCUGCAAGCACGGACGGUGCGGAUGCAUCUGCUGCAGCACAAACAGACGGCACAGAUGCAUCUGCUGCAGCACACACGGACGGCACAGAUGCAUCUGCCGCAUCUGCUGCUCCCCCUGGGCUCGUCCUCCUUCCGCUGGUGGUGGUGCGGGCAGCUGUGGACGUGCUAUUGCUGCUCUCCUCCCUCCCUGCUCUCUCAUUAACCCCCACCACAACAACUGCUCUCGCUCCUCCUCCUCCUGCUGCUCCCAGCACGAGUGCUAUCGCUCAUGGUUCCCCUCUCGCGUCCGAUGCUGCAAGGAGCGCAUAUCACCAGCUGUACCAGCUGCUCUUCUCGCAUCCUCUCACUCCCACUUCUUCUCUUGCUGCUGCUGCUCUUGCUGCUGCUGCUGCUGCUGCUUUGCCUCCGCCUGUUGUAGCAGCAGCAGCUGCAACCACUGCUGUUGGGGCAUCCAACGCUACAAAUGGUGACCCCGAUGCAGCUGUUACAGGUACUGCCUCUGCCAGGGUGUGGCGAGUCAAGCCUGUGCUGUGCAAGGCAGGGGCGGGGAGGGCUUUGCAGGGAGGUGUGUGGGUAGCUGAGGAAGGGGAGAUGGCGGAGAGAGGGGAGGAGAUGGUGGGAAGAGGAGAGGAGGUGUGCCUUGUAACGAAGGAGCAAGUGCUGCUGCUUGGUGAAGGAUGGGGAGUGGAGGGGCAAGAUGGUCGGGAUAAGCUGCAGCAGGCAGUGCAAGCAACCUUGCUGGGUGCAGGGAGGGGUGAGGUAGGAGCAGAACGGGAGGGAGAGAGUGAUUUGGGUGUGGGCGUAGAGGGAACCAGGCCCGGCACUGGGAGGGAAGGAAGCUGGGGGAAGGAGGAGAGUGGAGUCGGUGUGUUGGCCGGGAGGCUUGUGGGGGUGUUGGAAAGCAUAGUAGGGCUGGAGGAGGGGGAUGAUGGGGAAAGGGCUGAAGAGGAAAAAGGGUUUGAAGUCGCAGCAGCAGGCGAGACGAGUGGGGCGGAUGGGAGGGAGGCGGAAGCAGUGGGCAGUGGGGAAGAGAAGCGUGGACAGCACAAGCAGGGCCACGCAGAGCAGUUGGGGCAGGAGGAGCAGGAGGAGCAGGAGGAGCAGGAGGAGCAGGAGGAGGAGACAGCAGAGCAAGAGGACUUGCAGCGAGGCAAGGCGAAUGGCACGCUCCCAACAGCAGAGGACGAGGCGAAGGCAGUAGCUGCUCUGGAAGCACUUCUGCUGCUCGACCCCUCCGCCUCUCACCCCAGCUUCCGCUCCUUCCUCUCUCUCAACCACACUCACCGCCAUGAUCACAAUCACAGUCAAACUUGCGGUCGCAAUCGCACUCGCUCCUUUUCUCCCUCUCCCCGCCUCCUCCUCCUCCCCCGCAUGCUCCAUGCCGCAUAUGCCUCCCUCUCUGACCCACGCAUGCCUGAUGCUGCCGUUUUCAGUCUCGCCUCCUCUCUCUGCCAGCAAGGGGCGCUCUGCGACUUACCCUCAGUAUUACAAGGGCACGGUUCGAAGUUACCUGUUGGAGAGGAUGUGAGGGGGGAAGAAGGUGGGGAUGAGGUAUGGCGUGCGUGGGCUGUGCGGGAGUCAGCGCAAGCAGCUCUGGGGUUCAUUGCAAGUGCUCUAGAGAGAGGUGGGAGUGGUGGUCAAUUCUGCGAGCUCGCUACGGUGCGAUCUCAGCCGUCCGUUUUCGUCCUGACAUCCAAGGAAGCAGCGGGGCUUGCUCAAAUAGUUGCUGCUGAGCUGUCAGCAUCUGAUUGGCUGAUCAAGUAUGCUGUUUGUCAAAAGGGGACGUCAAAACAGCAGGUAGAGGGAAGCAGGAGAGAUGAAGGAGGAAUGUGGGAAAUGUGGAGAGGUGCAGGUUUAAGAGAAGGGGAGAGUGGGGAGGAGGAGAGAGAGGAGGAAGGGGAGGAGAGGAGGCGAGCGGAUGAAAGGGAGGUGGUUCUGGUGCAGGUGUUGAGGAGAGCAGGUGGCUUCCUGGAAGCUGCUGAUGAUGCUGAUGCUGGUGCUAGUGAUGCCAGUGGUUGGGAUGCUGAAAGUGGUGGUGGUGGUGGUGGUGGUGGUGGUGGUGGUGGUGGUGGUGGUGGUGGUGGUGGUAGCAGCACCCGGGCAGGCCAGACGAUUGUGAAUGAGCUGUGUCGACUCGCUCAGCAGCAGCAGUGCAACAACCGGCAAAACGAUCAAACCCAUCAAUUCAUGGCAGAAGCUGCAUGGAAGCUUCUCGCAGGCCUCUACUGCACAGCACCAGACGCACUUUCCAGGCACCUUCCUGCGUCACAGGCGGAUUGGAAGGGGCGUGUGGCAUCUCACGCUGUCCCUGAAAGAUACGCCCGGGCAUCUGAAACUCUCUCCUCAUUGGCCCGCGCUCUCCAGCAGCUCGUUCAGUCCUGCCUGCCCGAAACUUCUUCCGGGCAAGAAACCAAAUUGGGUGCUGAUACUUCGACAGGGGUGGGAGGAGAAGGAGUGGAUGGGGAGAAGGGAGGAGAGGGGGAGAGGGAGAGUGGAAGGAAGAGGAAGUUGGAGGAGGAAGAGGAGGCGGAGAGGGAGAAAGAGAAGGAGAGGGAGAGGGAGAGGAAGACUGCAAGCACGUUGCUGCAUCUGCGUGGCAUGGCGGUGGCUCAUCCGAUGCUUGUCGUUCCCUUGCUGCCCAUGCUAGCCACACAGCUGCAGGUGAGACCUUGUAAAGGACCUCAUUCCUCUAGUGACCUGCCCGUCCCAGUCACUCAAGUCAGCAGCAGUCAACGCCUUCUCCUCUGCCCUCGUGCUGCUCUCCGCCCUCCAACCCUCCAGCCCUACCUCGCCCUCUUACAACCCUCACACCAACCCCCCCUUUUCCUCUGUCUUGUGCCCUUGCCCUUUCUUGCGCUCACACUCCAGGAUCUCAUCCCUCUGGUGACCUGUUCGUCUCAGUCGCUCAAGUCAGCAGCAGUCAACGCCUUCUCCUCUGCCCUCGUGCUGCUCUCCGCCCUCCAACCCUCCCUGCUCGCACUCUACAACCGCUCCCCUUCAGCCACCACCACCACCACCACCACCACUGUCAGCACCACUGCCGCAGCCGCCACCGCAAGCAGCAGCCGCAGCAGCAGCAGCGAUGUAUUGGCAGUGGUUGUACAGCCAUACUUGGACCUUCUGCUGACCCUGAAACUAAGAGACAAGCCCACUGUGGUGAGACUCGUGGCGCAGCUUUCUGACUUCCUCCUCCGCUGCUGCUCGCACUCUGCUGCCGCUGACAUGCACGUGGGCAUGAAUGGUGCCAUGCAUGCACAAGCGCACAUGGCUUCACAUGGUGCCAUGCGUGCAGACACGCAGACAGACACACAUCCCUCUCAGCAAGCAGGCUCCCAUUUCAGGAGCCUAGAGCUAGUGCGCGCGCACAGGGGCGGGACGUUGGCGCAUGCAGCAAAGCACUUUGGCAAGGUGAAGAAGCUGAAGCUGCUGCUGGCAACGCUGGAUGCUGGAGGCAAGCCCAGUGUGGAAGGAGAAGGUGCAGGAGAGGAAGGGGACCAGUCGCUGGGGAAAUGGUUGGACCUGAGGGCGAGGCUGGUUCGUGUGCUGCAAGGCUCAGCGAGUGGCGCUUGGGUUGGGGACGAGUGGUGGUUGUCAGGAGAUGAUGCCACUGCUGCUGCUGGUGCUGCUGCUGGCAUUGCAGCAGCACAAGCAGCAGGAGAAGGGGCCCAUGUGGAAGCAGUGAUGGGGGUGCUACAGGAGGUAGAGUCAUUAGCAGCACAGCAACCAGCCAGACUAUCCCUCCUCCAGCAACCCCUUUGCCUGACCCUUCUCUGCUGCCCGCUCCCCCACUCUCCCUCUCUUCCCCCCUCCCUUGCUGCCGCUGGUGCCGGGAGUGUUGCACCUGCUGGGGUAACCGGGUUACCAGGAGUGGUUGCGGCUGGUGGAGGGGUGGAAGGGAGGGUGGAUGGGGGGAUGGUGGUAGAUAUGGUGCUGAGGCUUCUAGAGCGAAUGCUGCUGCAUGCUUACAGUGUCUGUAACCUCUCCCUCGUCGCUUCUUCCCUCCUCCACCUCCUCCACUCCCUCUCCCUCCAUCCCCAACCCCCCGUCCUGACGCUGCUCUCCUCCUACAUGCCUCGCCUUCUCUGCCUCCUCCCAGCAGAUCACAGGCAGCAGCUGCUAGAUGCUCUCAUGCACCUGCCGCCCCACUAUACGCUCCCACCACCUCCACCCGUCGGCAUGGGCUUUGCCAUGGGCUUCAGCAGCACCCCUCCCCACUCCCACGAGACGCCACCCAAGCCUGGGAGGCCCGACACCAGCAGCAGCACGCCCCUCCGUGAUUCUGAUGACCCGCUGUUAUGUACAGUGCGCUCUUUAGUGGCCAUGGAGUUGUGA
Messenger RNA from Closterium sp. Naga37s-1, 20322 nucleotides. The record is from the annotation of a GenBank genome assembly. Lineage: Eukaryota; Viridiplantae; Streptophyta; Zygnematophyceae; Desmidiales; Closteriaceae.